CAGCUUCACGCAACUGUUAUGCGGUCUGUGUGAGUGAGCUGGUUUACGCUGUACUGCGGGAUGAUUAUCUGCCUUUAAUUACUCACAAAAUAAUCGGAUUUUACUAAAUAAUCCCACUUUAACGUGUACAAUCCGUCCGUGGGUCCGAUCUCGGUGAAGAUGAGCGGAGCGGCGUUCCCCUCUCCUACGGCUGAGAUGGCGGAGAUAAACCGGAUCCAAUAUGAGCUGGAUUACACAGAGGGCAUCAGUCAGAGCAUGCGCAUCCCAGAGCAGCUUCGCAUGGCUCCAUAUGAGCACUCGGAGCAGCAGGAAUUUAUGGACCAGAAUGCUCUCCAUACAACAAUGAUGCAGGUUCCUGAGAGAAUCGUAGUGGCAGGGGACAAUGAUGAAUCCCAGUUCUCCAUACCCAGAGAUCUGGACCUCAUUCAGUCCACCCCACAGGAGUCAGCGUUUUCUCUGAAGACGCCACCUCGGGUUCUCACGCUCAACGAACGGUCCCUUGACUUCUUAGAAAUGGAACAGCCGAGCUCCAUUAGCCAUCACAGUGAAGAUGUGCGCACACAAAGCAGGACGCGUAGAGAACGCUCGGUCAGCGAGAACACCAGCAUGCAUCACAACGGUCAGCUCAACAGAAACGACUCCAUUAUGACUCCCUCCCCCUCUGCUGCAUUGCGCACUGUGGCUCCUCACGGUGGCGCAGAAGACGGGUUUAACCUUUUGAGUGCCCGCGGUGUCAUUUCCUUCGUCCAAUCAACCACACGCCGGGCCUACCAGCAGGUCCUGGAGGUCCUGGAUGAAAACCAACGCAGCAAGCCUUCUCUUAGAGGGGGUUCAACCCUCUCUGUCCCCCAGCAUGAAAACAGGCUUGCUCUGGCCACACUAGACUCAACACAGGAAGGAGGGAUCGAUGAUGUGGCCCUUGUCGACGCCACUUCUCUGCGCAGACAGAUUGUCAAGCUGAACCGACGCUUACAACUUUUGGAAGAGGAAAAUAAAGAGAGAGCUAAGCGUGAAAUGGUCAUGUAUUCUGUCACUGUAGCUUUCUGGCUUAUCAACAGCUGGGUUUGGUUUCGUCGCUAAAGCAACACAGAUUGCUGUGUGGGAGGAGCAGAACCAAGACUCCGCCCCUUCUGUUCUUUGUGUCAAGCAUUAGCCUUAUUUAUGUAUGGCAAACACGUUUUUUCUUCUCAGCAAGAGGCGUUAAGAUGGAGGUUAUGGCUUUUAUUUUACUGUGAAAAUGUAUUUGUAAAUUUUUAUUUGUACAAUCAAAAAUAUCUUCUUUUUUCUGAUUUUGUACAAUUUUAAGGACUUCCUUUUUGCGCAAAGCCGAGCAUGAACCAGAUGUACAUAUUUUCCUUUACAUGUCUUUGGAAGUUUUCAUUGAUUUUUUUCAGACUAGUAUAAUACCAUGUUAUCUACUCAGACCAAUGAAAUGGGAUGCACUGAUAUAUUAAAAAGAAAGAAAGAAACCGCAUAUAAAGUUAAAUCAUUAUAUUUGCAGACUAUUUUGAUUUUAGGAACUUUACGUACAGUCUAUGUGAUACCUCUAAGCAACAAAAACAUGCAUACAUGCUUGUUUUGUCCUGAUCAUUAUUUAUGUAAACCAUCAAUGAAGAACCGUGUAUUAUAUGAUGUUAAUGAUAUUGUCCUGCUAAAUCCUGUCCUGUCCUACUGAUUCAGACAGUAGCACUUUCAAUCAACGGAGCAAUGAAAGACUUUUAUUUCAAUAAAUGACACCAAUAGUGAA
This is a messenger RNA of Paramisgurnus dabryanus, 1747 nucleotides long. It is a transcript of the gene mffa, whose product is annotated as mitochondrial fission factor a. The record is from RefSeq and is a predicted model, not a curated record. Gene Ontology annotation, biological process: positive regulation of mitochondrial fission. NCBI's taxonomy places the organism in Eukaryota, Metazoa, Chordata, Actinopteri, Cypriniformes, Cobitidae. Gene Ontology annotation, cellular component: mitochondrial outer membrane; peroxisome.